Messenger RNA from Apis mellifera (honey bee), 4233 nucleotides. RefSeq lists its product as uncharacterized. Lineage: Eukaryota; Metazoa; Arthropoda; Insecta; Hymenoptera; Apidae. The record is from RefSeq and is a predicted model, not a curated record. Gene Ontology annotation, molecular function: protein binding; DNA binding. The coding region runs from base 2094 to 4073 and encodes 659 amino acids. The transcript is spliced from 5 exons.
UUCCGUACUCCAGCGGCGGUUCGUCCACACUCGCGUGUAGCCGCACCCGGCUUGACGCUCUUCAGUUUUGUAGAAAUAACUUUUAGAAGCAGUUGCGAAGAAAGUUAAUCGGUGAUGCAAACAAUUCUUUAAGAAUUGUUAGUAGUGACAGUAUCAGUGAGGUGAAGUGCGUCACAGUUUCUGUGAGUUCGAUCUUUUUGGGCGUUCUGUACAAGCAGAGCCAGCGCGGCGCGCACGAGAGGCCGCCUCUAGAAAAAGAGCGCGUCUCACGCGUUGCGCUACAUUGGAGUAUGCGAUGUUCGCGAAAAUAUCAGAAAAACUUUAGAAAUGAUAAAAGUGCAUACAUUAACUAAAAAUAAUUUAUAAUUGUGUAUUACUGCUUUUGAAAGUGUGGAUUUGUGAGGAUUUUUGGCCGGUCGAACCGGGAGUAAGAAAAGAGGCUGGCGCGCACCGAAGCUACCUCGGGAAAAGACCGCGUCUUGCAGGUUCGUGGUGUGUUGCGGUAGCUAUUGUGUGACACAAUUGUCCAGGCUUAUCGACAUUCUUAGAAUUAUCGUAUGUGUCAUCGUAUAUAAUAAAGAUGAUAGAACUACGAAAUAUUCUGCGAACAGUCUGUGCACAGUGUCAACGCAUAUGAAGGUAUACGGGAAUCGCAACCGGCAGCGAUAUAUCCCGCGUGGUACGUAUACGCACGUAACAUACAUCUAAGUACGAUACGUAUGUGUGGCAUGCACAUUUAUAAGGACUAUGGACUCGUGAAAUCGUUGUCGUUAGUCGCGUGUAUCGAAGUGGCCUGUCGCGAAGCGCGUUUACAGAGAGAUCCAACACUGUGGAAAACUUAACGAGAGAGAGAGAGAUCAGAAAGAGGAGAGGUAUUCGUUGUUCGACGAUUGGCGCGUGGCGAAGACAUUCGAUGGUCACUUGGCACGUAUAUAGUGUAAUUAUUUCCCAGUUAUCCCAUUUUGUCUUUGUAAAGAAAAAUAUUAUUUAUGGGUACAUGGAUCGGUGCAUUUUCACGAGCGAAACAAAAGAGGAAGAACAAGCAGUUUCCAACCAAUACGAAGACCGUUCUCUUUGUUCGGUAUUGCGAUACCUCGCUAACGAUUUGUUCGAAUUUUAAAUCGUGAUUCACGACGAUUACCGGAAGGAAGUUACCUACGUGGAUACCAGAAUAUCUUGACAUCGUAAAAAGUGCGUACAAAGGGUGUGAAAUGCGUCGCGCUGCAGUUCGAUGUUCGAUCCAGUAGCGGCGGACGACCUGACUUUGUUAGAUUGCUUCUCGACGUGUACACCUCUCGGCUUUAGUCCAACAAUGGAUCAGCGCAGCUACAGUAUACAAUUCGAAAUUCUUUUCCGGUAGCGGAUAAAACGAUAAAAAGUGAUCACUCGCGUGCUCCAUUCUGAGCUGCGUUUAAUCGCUUUAUUCAGUGAUUAAUGCUAAACAUUUAGUAGACAUUUCGCGCGUUCCGAAUGCGCCAUAGAUUUUGUACAUUAUUGACUUUGUCGAUCCGUGCAAUCGAUAAUAUUGCAUCACGUUAAUGAGUUUCUUCAGUUGUGUUAUUUUUUUCAUCCAAGCUAAGUUCGUAGAAUUAAAAAGCUAAACAAACAUAUAUAUUGAAACAUUGAGAUAUGUGCUUUUAUUAUAAGAUAUUACUUGACUUGUUUAUAUGCGUAAAAAAGUUCUGCGCUUGAUAUGAAGCGGUAUGGACUGUUUCUACUAUAAGAAUUAUCGACAUUUUAUCUACUUAUUCUUUCUAAUAAUAAUCAAGAACUUUUAAUAUUUACGCAAUGAUAAGUUGAAAUAAGUAUCACAAGAUUUUCAUUUACACAUUAUGUUACAAAAAUAAGGAAAUAAAAAAGAAAAAAAAAUUACAUGAAAAUCAACUAAGUGAUAAAAUAGAAGCGAAUGUAUACGCGCAACAUAUAAAAUUUUUGCCGGCCGUUAUGACAUCAAGCGUGAAUGUAUUCAGCACCGUAAAAACGUGCAGGAAACAUUGUGAAAAUAAUUUAUAUCAGUUUGUUUGUAAUUAUCAUAUAAACGUAAGUUGUCAAAUAUUUUAUUGUGCCAUAGAAGGUUUUAUUGUCGCAUAAUAAUGCAGCAACACCGGGUGGAAACACAAAUUCUCCAUGAGGAGCAAAUCCUGGAGGCAAUAGAUCAGUUACGUCGACGUAAAGCUCGACCUGAUGCUGAUCGUAUCUGCAAUUAUUUACUACGGAAAUUUUCUGUGGAUGCACGAGAUACUAUUGCUGAUCUUCAUCGGUUGAUUGAAGCGGAAAAAGUCAUACAAGUUGACUAUAAGGGUAACACUAGUUACCGAAAUGCUUCAAAAUGGUCACGAUUACAACUUUAUAAAAAUCGACCGGAGGGUUUUGUGAAGGAGAAAUUAAAUUCUGGGAUGGUAGCAGGUGCAGUAGCUGAACUUGUUGUUGAAGAACCAGAUUAUCUUGAUCAAGGUGUACCAGCUUAUAGGCUAAUUGAACAGCUACUUGAUGGUGUUUCAAAUCCUACUUCUAGACGUAUGGUAGAAGAUUUUCUCGGAAAAGAGGUAGCCAGUGGUAAUUUAACGCGUUUGUCUAAUGGCAAUUACUCGCUGGUGGCGACGUCUGACAUGACAACCACCGCUGAGCCAACACAUCGAGAAUCUUUUACCCUCGAGAAUGGAAACGCGCGACGUAAGGAAUUACAAACUGUUUCCUCGACCACAGGUGGUCUUUAUGAUUUUGACGAAACAGAAAACUUGACAAUUACGGACUCUAGGUCAAAUACACCCAGAUCUUCACAUCAGGCAAGCCCCAAAUCUGAUCCUCAGAUCAGAAAAGAAGAAUGUUACGAGAUAAUCGUCGGAAGAAACGAAAAUACCGAAUCAUCGGUAGAACACGAUUCUAUAAAAGAACAAGAAUCACAGGAACCAUCACAAACUUCUAUCGAAGAUGUGAAAGAAGAAUUCAAAAAUACAGAUAACCAGACUCAUAACCUUAAAAGGUCGUCAAAAGCUGAGCGUAAACAGCGCUUACUUGUUCGAACAGACGAUCCUAUGGACAUAGAGAUCAAAUUUGAAGAUUAUCGAAAAGAUAAUAAAGAAGAAAUAAAUUCGCAAAAAGAAAAAAGAGAAGAGACUGGACAUCUUAGUGAAGAACGAGAAGACGAAGAUGCAGGAAGAAGUUCUACUAAUCCUUCACCUACACCAUCCAAUACUAAUGUUGGUGGUUUUCGUAGUGCUCGUAGAAAGAGAGCAAAAAAAGUGUUUGAUCCUUCUGAUAAUAAUCUUGUGAAAAGAAAACGUGGAAGACAACCAGGUUCACAAAAUAAAUCUACUAUAUCUCAAGAAUCACAAGAUUCUUCUAAAACAACUAUUAAAGAUGGACCUUGCAGGCAAUGUAGUCUUUGUGCCAAAGAAAAACAAGAAAACUUAGUUGCUUGUCGUGAUUGUACUGUACGAGCACAUCCAAGUUGUAUUUAUAGUCCAGAAGAAAUGAUUCAAAAAGCAGGUAGUAAUUGGCAAUGUGAACGUUGUAAAAGUUGUACAAUAUGUUGUGAAACUUCAGAUGCUGGACCACUUGCAACAUGUUUUACUUGUGAUGAAGCUUAUCAUUAUUAUUGCCAUACACCACGUAUAAUAAUUCCUAAAUCAAAUUCAAAAUGGCAAUGUAAUGAUUGUAUUCAAAAGCAAUAUAAAACAAAUAUAAAUCAGAAUAUUCAUUUGGUCACUAACAGACCUGAUACACCAUCAAAUCCUCCUGUUUUACCUCCAGUGUUAAGUCCUCAAGUUUCCCCUGCUAGAGGAUCUUCUGAUCAAAUGGAAGAUGAUGGUCCAAGAGAUGGAAUUGAUCCAAAUAUACCUGAUGCUUCAGAUUGGACAUCUGAGCAAGUAUAUCAAUAUUUUGCAAGACUUUUUCCAAAAGAAGCAGAAGUGUUCAGACAGCAGGAUAUUGAUGGUCAUUCUUUAUUAUUAAUGAAACGGUCUGAUGUAUUAAGUGGACUUGAUUUACUUCUAGGUCCAGCAUUAAAAAUAUAUAGGCAUGUAUUAAAAUUACAAGUGCGACGAGAUGAUCCAAAACUUUAUUGGCUGUAAAUGCUUUAGAAACUUAAGGUUAGAAUUAUUAAUUAUAUUGUACAGAUUGAUUUUUUUAUAUUUAAAAAUUGAGUAUUUUUUUGAUUCGAGAUAGUUUUUCAUACUGUAUAUAUUGUAGUUAUCUUGAAUUAAAAAAAUAAUUCUUUAUUGUAAAGAAAAU